UCAAGACCUGUCUACAUUGCAACCCUUGGUCAUCCUUUCAUUCGAUCCGUCACGGACACCCAGUGACGCUCGCUUGUGUGUUCGUCCUGUCAUGUGCUGAGAAAAGGAGUGUGAUUGGGGCCUGCGACCAGGUCAUAUGGCACAAGGGACAGAGUCGUCAACGACCAAGUGUGGCGUUACACAAGUCGCCAUCUCUCACCAUCUCAGUACACGAAAUUCUGGCCGAGCAACUGCAGCCAUUCUCUCGUGCACCAACAAUGCUUCGAGCGUCUGAAUAUGGAUCUCCUACAGACUCGGUAGGAAGCCCCAAGCGCGGGCAGGCCAGUGCGGCGAGCAGAUCCGGCCGUCCCAUCCACCGUGUUGCUGGAGGUGCGACCGCCGCUGACGCCGAAAUGGCAGGGGUUCACGAUUCGGAUGAUGCCAUCACAGAGACAGGCUCGGUGUCGGGAAGCACAGUGCAAGGGUCCAUCAUAGAUUCUAGACUGGGGAGCGCCACAGGUAGAGGGAGGCUGCUGAGCUUCGAUGGGAUUGCGCUCGCGGACCUUACCAAUGCACCAGGCGUAGCAUUGACCGGAUUCAAUGCGAUCUCUACUGUCCUGAAUCAUCCGACGAAACGCUCCAAUCCCAUCGAUCCCAAGUCCUCGCGAUACCCACUUCUCCCCAUCUCAUAUAGUGAGCUGCCAACUGCGCGCAAGAGCGAUCAUGCCGCCUAUCUCGAGCAGAUUCGGUCCGAAUGGGACCGCUUCGUUCGCAGUCAGCGUCUAGGCGCACGUGGAAAAGCUCGAUUAGGAGAUGGAGAUGAUCUAGCAAGCGAAGAUGGACAUCAGGAACGAGCACAGGACCCGAUGCUCGACGCUCCGGAGAGCUCGGCUGCUGGGACUUCCCGCUUCUCAAUCGACGUAGCAUCUUUGAGGAGUGAAGCACAGAGCCCGACUCGCUUAACGUCUCGGAAACGACUGCCCUCCUUGGAGUCAGUCCCCAAAGUCUACUUUCAGGACGGCUUCAGUCUGAGCAGCCCUAACGUCUUUGGGAGCGUGGUCGAGCAUUCAACAGCAUCAGAAAAGUCCAAUGCAAACGCGCGCAACGAAGACGGAGAUGCGGUUACAUACGAGCCCGGUCUCAAUCAGAUACUACAGGAAAAGCUGAGCUAUUACUCGGAUGUCAUCGAGCAGCAUUUGAUUGUCGAGAUCGGUGCUCGAUCAAGCUCUUUCUUUGCUGCGCUGGGCAAUCUCCAAGAUUUGUCCGCAGAGGCAACAUCGUGCUUGAAAAAAGUCAACAUAUUGAAGGAGCAGCUUGUGGCGGUCGAUGACCGGCUUGCCAAGAAAGGCUUGCAGCUCAUUGCGAAGCAGGCUAGGCGCAGAGAGCUUCAACGCACUUCAAAGGCGGUGCAAGCGGUGCAAGAGCUGAUCGAACGGCGCAGUAUGGUCACAUUGCUCGUCUCCCAUGGGGAAUACGAGGAGGCGUUGGACUUAAUGGAGUCAAUACGAAUGCUAUUGCGGAAACGAACAUCCCAAGCAAACGACCAUGCACUGGAGACGUCUGAUACGGACGACAUUGACUUCUCCAAGGUCCCUGCUGUUGCCUCUAUAAUCUCCGGCUUUGCUAAUCACCACGAUCACAUCGCUAGUGCACUGCAGCAGGAUCUGCUUCACAUACUCAGCAAAGAGCUCACCGAGCGUGUUAUGCCGGCCGAACCUGUGUCUCAAGACGUCAACAUGCGCGAUCCUAAGGCUCUGCGUGCUCACAAGAGCAAGUCGAUCAAUCUUUCGCUCAGCAUCGCUGCCGGGAAGCUCAGCGCCAAACGCUCAUGGGGACUUUGUGAAGAAAACAAUGAGACUAGUGAAGAAAUUGCAAAGGUGCUACCAAGGCCACCUGCUCCGCUCAAUGAGAUUGACGAGCUGUUGCGAAAACGGAUAUCCAGUCUGAGUGAUGAGCUGUUGCGGAAACGGAUAUCCAGUCUGAUCUUUGGCCUCGUUCGUACCAAAGGAGUGGAAAGGGCGCUAGCCGCAUAUCGCGACGUCGCUUUUAGUGCAAUUCGCGAGGCGGUGAAGGGGCAUCUGGUUACCGCUCACGCGCAGCUGUACAGCCUGCUCACGAGGGACGAGGCUCUGACAGAAGAGAUGCUGGAUGCGGACGACGCGGCCAGAAGGCUUCGAGAUAUGCCUCACAUGGAUUUCCUCGAAAUGGGUCACACCUUCUUCCAGGCCUUGCUAGAUUAUCUUGGGGGGAUCAAUGCUCAAACUCGUGUCAUCCUCUCGCUGCUUCACGACAUGGCUCACGAAGGAGAACAGGAGCCGAACUCUCCCAGCGGUACGUCGACGCCAAAUGGAGAUGCCAAGAUGGGCCAAUACGACAUGCCGGAGGGUGUGUCGCAUGCUCUCCCCAGUGCUGCCCGCGAGCUGCUCCAUUCGGCUGGCGAGCUAUCACAUGCGUGCGUGUCCAGAUUCAUCUCCAUUCGCGCAAAGCAGCACACGUCUUUAACUCUGCGGGACUUCCUUGCCGUCUUCCAACUCUGCUGGUCCUUCGUCCUAUGCUCCGAGCUCAUCUGCCGGCGCAUGAUCAUGGGGCUCCGCGGGACCGUUUUAAACCAGGCCAAGAGCUUCCUGGUCAGUUUCCACCAUAUGCGCGUCGCAGCUGCCGCUAAAGCAGUUGAAGAGGAGAAAUGGGAUCAGGUCGACGUAGAUGCUGCUUUGCAGGUCGAGAUCGAACGUAUCGUCAACAGCGCCACGGAAGACCAGCCAGAAUUCAUCGUGUCCACUGAAGAGGACGAGGACGCAGUAAUAAUAUCUGGCUUACCAUCGACAGAUAGCUCCGACAAGCAGCAGACGAACGGCUCCUCGUCGAAAGAACCGCAUGCGGAGGCGAAUGGUACUGUCGCCGGUUUUAAGACGUUGCGUAUCGAGAAUCGCGAUUUCUGUGUGGUCAAAGCUUCGCUGGACAUGCUCUCCCAAUUGGGCGAAUACAUACGCGUUAUUGUCAAUCUGCCCCUGCUCACCACCGAAGCCAUGACGCGCGUAGUCGAGUUUCUCAAGCAAUUCAAUUCUAGAACCUGCCAAGUCGUGCUGGGAGCAGGAGCCAUGCGAUCGGCGGGCCUCAAGAACAUCACUGCAAAACAUUUGGCUCUGGCGUCUCAAUCACUCUCAGUGGUCAUCGCGCUCAUUCCGUACAUCCGCGAAACCGUCCGUCGACAUCUCACGGCACGACAAGCAGUUAUGCUGACCGAGUUUGACAAGCUCAAGCGUGACUACCAAGAGCAUCAGUACGAGAUCCAUGCCAAGCUUGUUGCCAUCAUGAGCGAUCGGCUGAGUGUUCAUUGCAAGGCACUACGGGGCAUCAAUUGGAACGCUGAAGCAAGCGGCGCUGAACCUAAGGUGAACAAGUACAUGCUUGACCUCGUCAAAGAAACGUCGCUCUUGUACAAGGUGCUAUACCGCUACCUUCCAACACAGACCAUCGAUGGUGUGAUGAGUCAAGUCCUCGCAGCGAUUGAUAAGCGGACAGCUGCAGCGUUCUUGAGCUUGGAAAUCCGAAACGAAGGGGCGCGGGCCCGCAUGGUUUUCGACAUUGAGCACCUGAAUUCAAAAAUGGGGUCGCUCAAAAGCCUGACAUGGAGUGGGCUGGUGAGUCACAGGUCAAAUGUUGCAUCCUACGUCCGAGGACUUAUCUGAAGGGCUCGUGCUUUCCAGGAACUCGCCAAGGUGUUGAAAGAUAAGCAUGUUCCGCCACCUCAACCGGUGCCGGAGUCUCCGA
Messenger RNA from Tilletiaria anomala UBC 951, 3750 nucleotides. Its product is annotated as Vps54-domain-containing protein. Gene Ontology annotation, cellular component: GARP complex. The record is from RefSeq and is a predicted model, not a curated record. The transcript is spliced from 5 exons. Gene Ontology annotation, molecular function: syntaxin binding. Gene Ontology annotation, biological process: Golgi to vacuole transport; retrograde transport, endosome to Golgi. The coding region runs from base 258 to 3668 and encodes 1136 amino acids. NCBI's taxonomy places the organism in Eukaryota, Fungi, Basidiomycota, Exobasidiomycetes, Georgefischeriales, Tilletiariaceae.